ACUCUGGUAUGUAGUGCACCGCUCUGGGCUCCUUGGAGGAAGAGCGGGAUAUAACUGCAAGAUAAUAAUAAUAAUAAUAAUAAUAAUAAUAAUAAAAAAUUAAAAAGAUAUGUGAUCGUCUGCAGCGCCAAAUUCAGGUUCUCUCCAUAUCUCAGGCUGGGGGAACCGCAGGUUCCAUGUUAUAUGUGAACCCAGCCCUCGCCAUCUCUGGCAACUUUUUAAAAGGCCCUGAAGACACAUUUGUUCACCCAGGCUUUUGAUUAGAUUUAUAGUUUUUAUAGUUUUUAAUGUUGGGUUUUAAAUGAUGAUGUUAAUGUUUUAAUCAUUUUUAAUUUUGUUUAAUUUGUAUUGUUUUUGUUGUACACCGCCCAGAGACACAGGUUUGGGGCGAUAUAUAAGCAUGUUAAAUAAAUAUAAGGUAUAUUCAUAUGCCAUUAAAGAUCUCAGAUAGAGGGAGGUGCUUCCCUACUCCCCAAGCUGGGACCUUCGGCCUGCAAAGCAUACACUCUACCUGCCGAGCUGUGACCCCUCCCAAAUACAAAUAAAUAAAAAAUAAAAAAUAGAAUGGUCCCAUUUUCAGAGUUGGUCUCCUCUGGCUAGGAUUUAGGAACACAUUCAGAAUUUUCUAGAAAAUCUACAUCUCUGCCUUGGGGUCAGGAGAGGGGUUGUGCUAGUGGCUGGACAGGAAGCGUUUUGGGGUUGGUUUGAGUUUCUGGGCCUCCAGUUGUUGACCUGCAUUGUACAGUGUUUCUCUUUUGUGUCUCUUUUCUUCAGGGAGAAGCACUUUCUCGAUCAAGGAGUUAUGCCCCCUGCUUCUGAAUAAUCUCUGCUUUGCCUGAUAUUUCACCUAACUCUGCCCAAUCAACAGAACAGGAGAGGCUCUUUCAUUAUACACUCAGAGGGGAUGGCUGCUGACGAGGCAGCUGAAGGCCUCCAGUUUGAAGGUGUGGUGAAUAAGGGUGUGUUUCCAGUUAUUAAAAUGGAGGAACAAGAACCUCCAGGCCCCAUACCAGGUGAUGAGGGAAUUGAAAGAUCUGGAAAAGGCCUCCAUAUUGUCCGUGGUUGGAGCUCUUGGGUUGGGGCUACAUUGUCCAGGGUUGGGACCCUUGGGGAAUUUCAGAGUUGGGCAACAUCAGACUGUGUGAAACAGGAACCAGGAGAGGCCAUCUGGGAAGCCCAGUGGCAGGAGUUCUUGAAGGCCGUUCAGUCACCUCACUCUGAUUGGGUCAACCCAAAGUUGUCGGAAGCCUCACGAGGGGAUGAGCCCAAAUCUGAAAUGGCCGCUGAGCUCUGUGAAUGGUCAAAAAGACAAGUGAUGGCUGGACUUCUGCCAAGCUUGAGGAAUGCAGCCCUCGAAGCUUCUACUUCCCUGGAGCCCAGGACUUGUGGGGAAGCUAAGGGAGAGAACCACGGCGAGGGGGCGGUCGGCACAGAGGCGCAAAGACAGCGCUUCCGGCAGUUCCGGUACCAGGAGGCCAAGGGGCCCCGUGAGAUCUGCAGCCGCCUCUGGUACCUUUGCCAUCGGUGGCUGAAGCCGGAGAGGCACACCAAAGAGCAGAUGCUGGAGCUGGUGAUCCUGGAGCAGUUCCUGGCCAUCCUGCCCUUGGAGAUCCAGAACUGGGUGAGGGAAGGCGGGCCGGAGACCUGCUCCCAGGCGGUGGCUCUUGUGGAGGAUUUCUUGCUGAGGCAACAGGAGCCUGGGAGGCCAGAGCAACAGCUAUUGGAAACAUUGGAGGAGGUUGCUGCAGGACUCUCUGAAGCAGACCAGCCGCCAUCGGAUGCCAGGGAGAAGCACCAGUGCAGAGAGAUCAAGCAGGAGAGCGAUGGAGAUUCUAGUCUGCUGGCAGAUGCUGACUGCGAGGCAGUGAAUGAUGGAGAACCAGGUGGGCUGUCACUGGAAAGAGUCAAACUUCAAGAUAUAGAAGAAAAUGUUGAGAAACAGGGUGGACCAAAGAGGCAACAGAGGAACAAAACGGAGAAGUGGAGGGAGAAAUCCACUGCGUGUCCUGGAGGAGACCCCCAUGAAUUUAGAGCUAAGCAGAGGUUACAUGAAGGAAAGAGAAGAGAUACAUGCAGUGUAUGUGGAAAAAGCUUCACUUGCAAAUCGAGCCUGAAUAGACAUCAGAUAACCCACACAGGAGAGAAUCCACACAAAUGCUCACACUGUGGGGAAAAAUUCACCCGGAGAGCGAGUCUUAUUGUCCAUCAGAGAAUCCACACUGGGGAAAAACCAUAUAAAUGUUUUACAUGCGGGAAAUCCUUCAGUGUUAAUUCAACCCUUAUUAGGCAUCAGCGAAUCCACACAGGAGAGAAGCCAUAUCAGUGCUUAGACUGUGGAGAAAGCUUCAAUCAGCGUACAAUUCUUAUUUCACACCAGCGAAUCCACACAGGAGAAAAGCCGUAUCGGUGUUCAGACUGCGGCGAAAGCUUUCGUGAUAAGUCAAGCCAUAUAAGGCAUCAGAGAAUCCACACAGGAGAGAAGCCAUAUAAAUGUUCAGACUGUGGCGUCAGCUUUCGGGAUAAAUCGAGCCGUAUCAGGCAUCAGAGAAUCCACACGGGGGAGAAACCCUACAAAUGUCUAGACUGCGGAGAAAGCUUCAGUCAGAGCUCAACCCUUAUUAGACAUCGGAGGAUACACACGGGAAAGGUACUGCAUGCAUGUUUAGACCGUAGGGAAAGCUUUCAUGAUAAACUAAACUUUAAAAGACAUCAGAACAUUCACACAGAUGGGAAACCAGACAAAUACACAGACUGUGAAGAAAGUAUCAGUCAGGGCAUGAGCCUGACUGGAGAUCACAGAAUCCACACAGGAGAUGAACCAUAGUCACAUUCUCCCUAUGGGAAAACUUUAUUCUCAAUGUACUCCUUGCUAAUUGUCCAGAAGUUCAGAGAGGAGGGAUACAUUAUAGAAAUGUUCAAAGUAAAAGCAGGGCUGUGUGUAUCUCACAGUUUUAUGGAAAUGCUGAGAAAAUGUAGAAUACAGUGAUAGAUCCAGAAUUAAUAGAAUCUCAAAAGUGUUCAUUUUACUUUGCAAAGCAACUUCCGAGUGCUUAUGGCUUCCCUCGGGUGCCAUUUCCGAUUGCAGCGGGGAGUGGAGAAACAAGAUUCAAAGUAAUUUUCAAAGUUAUGCUCUCGGCUAUAAUCAGGAUUUAAAUGCACUACGGUGCAUUUGCCGGAGUCAUUAUUUUAUGCAUAUCGUAACUAUUGUGAUGUUUUCUCUCCAAGUCAAAUGGGCAUGCCCCCCUUUUGCCUUCUUCCAAAAAGGAAAAGGGCUCAGUGCUUUUGGCAUGCGUAUGUCACACUUAUGCCCAUUUCAUUGCAUAUACUAAUAUUCGCUCAGCAUGCAGAAGCCAGUGAGUUGUGGAAUAAUCAUGUGGUGUGUUGGAGUGGUAGCUGUUAGAGAUCUACCUUCCCUCCCUAAAUGAUGUGCCUGGUUGUCUCAUCAUCCACCAGGCCCCUUGAAGCAGGUAGGGAGGACCCAUGGACCCUGGAAUGCACUCAUUUGCUGAUAUGUGGGCAGCAAUGUUAGCCCAGCUGUGGAAUCACUGACCCUCCCACCUGUGCAGUCCAUAGGAACAUAGGAAGCUGCCAUAUACUGAGUCAGACCAUUGGUCUAUCUAGCUCAGUAUUGUCUUCACAGAUUGGCAGCGGCUUCUCCAAGGUUGCAGGCAGGAAUCUUUCUCAGCCCUAUCUUGGAGAUGCUGCCUUCUGCUUUUCCCAGAGCAGCUCCAUCCCCUGAGGGAAAUAUCUUACAGUGCUCACACAUCUAGUCUCCCAUUCAUAUGCAACCAGGAUGGACCCUGCUUAGCUAAGGGGACAAGUCAUGCUUGCUACCACAAGACCAGCUCUCUGUUUUACAGCUGGCAGAAAUCCCAGAAGUGUUGCUGUUUCUGGCCAAAUCUGGUCCACCAUUGAGUACAGAUUGGGGGCAUGAAGAGCAGGAUGGGAUACAGGGAUGCAAUAUAUUCAGGAGUCUCCUGGAACAGUUGAGAUUUCUUCCUAGAAAGUUGUCUUUUGUUACCAGGUGGAUCUCCUGGACUUCCGAGUCUCAUAAGAACAGCCUAGUCUGUAUUCAACCCAGCAUAGUGUCUCUCUUGUAACUGUUGCUAUGUGUCCUUUGUGGUUCUUUUUAGAUUGUAAGCCCUUUGGGGACAGGGAACUAUCUUUUUACUUUUUUUUCUAUGUAAACGGCUUUGAGAACUUUUUUUUGUUGAAAAGUGGUACAGUAUCUACAUGUUCUUAAUAUAAUAUACAGGCAAAACAUGUGCUCUUGGGAGAGUCAUUUAACUCAGGGAUAAUCUGAUCUUUGUAAAAGAAUCAGAUACUUUUUAUGUUUAUUGAAUUUACUCUGAAUCAUAUCUAGAUAUGAAUUGCAUAGAUUUUGUAUAGGUCAUAGACUGUAAACCUUUCCAUAGAAGCUCUCUGUGUAAGAUGUGUUCUCUUAAUAUAGAACUCAUUUUUCUGUACUUCAUUACUGUUAUUGUUCAUUAGGGACAGUUUAAAAAUGGGCUUCUUAACUUUUAAAAUAUAUAUAUUUAUACAUAUUUCUGACCCUGAAAAAUGAAAUUUUCAUAGAGAAAUAAAACAAAACUGGAACA
Molecule: messenger RNA, 4598 nt
Organism: Hemicordylus capensis (graceful crag lizard)
Lineage: Eukaryota; Metazoa; Chordata; Lepidosauria; Squamata; Cordylidae
Product: zinc finger and SCAN domain-containing protein 31-like
Exons: 3
Coding region: 905-2824 (639 amino acids)
Biological process (GO): regulation of transcription by RNA polymerase II
Molecular function (GO): RNA polymerase II cis-regulatory region sequence-specific DNA binding; DNA-binding transcription factor activity, RNA polymerase II-specific
Source: RefSeq, a predicted model, not a curated record